This is a messenger RNA of Micropterus dolomieu (smallmouth bass), 2488 nucleotides long. RefSeq names its product carboxypeptidase Q-like. The record is from RefSeq and is a predicted model, not a curated record. The transcript is spliced from 11 exons. NCBI's taxonomy places the organism in Eukaryota, Metazoa, Chordata, Actinopteri, Centrarchiformes, Centrarchidae. Gene Ontology annotation, molecular function: metallodipeptidase activity. Gene Ontology annotation, biological process: proteolysis; peptide catabolic process. Bases 119 to 1579 code for a protein of 486 amino acids.
GCUGAAAUCACGAGCGGGGAAACGGUGUUUGUAUUCCGGUAUUCAUGUAUACAUCCAUGAUUACAGUAAGAGGUAUUGUAACAUCAACGAUAACAAAGCGACUAACUUGGCCUGAAGGAUGGCUCAGAAGGUUGGAUUGCUGUUCCUCCUCUCCAUCUUCAUGUUUCUCUCCAUGCAUUCAUUUCUGUGUGGCUGUCACCCUCACCCUGCUGGGUCCAGGAGUUCAAUGGCUGCAGUCAGGGCUGUAUCCAAUCAUACUGCAAAGAAAGACGUAGCUGCAGAGGUAUCGGGCUAUGCUGAUGUGGCCAAACAGAUUAUUGACCUGGCUGUGUUUGGAGCUGCCCAGAACCGCUCUUACAGACGGCUGGCUGACUUUACCGACACCAUUGGGAACCGUGUCAGUGGCUCGGAAAACCUGGAUAUGGCUAUCAAAUACAUGUACAAUGCUAUGAGACAGGAUGGGUUGGAUGUACAUCUAGAGCCGGUCAAAAUCCCACACUGGGUCAGAGGGAAGGAAAGUGCAGAAAUGAUUGUGCCCAGGGCCAAAAAUCUGGCUAUACUGGGACUGGGUAGCAGUAUAGGGACACCACCUGAAGGUAUCGAGGCGGAGGUGUUGGUGGUUCAGUCUUUUGAGGAACUGAAGAGUAGAGCCAGCGAGGCCAUAGGGAGGAUUGUGGUCUUUAACCAGCCAUUUGUCAGCUACGGGGAGACGGUGGCUUACCGUGCUUAUGGCGCCUCUGAGGCAGCCAAAGUAGGAGCUGUGGCCACACUCAUUCGAUCUGUUACUCCAUUCUCUAUUAACAGUCCUCAUACAGGAUGGCAGGACUACCAAGAUGAAGUAAAGCGCAUCCCUACAGCUUGUAUCACCGUAGAGGAUGCUGAGCUGAUGUGGCGUAUGGCACAGAGGGGGCAGAGGAUUGUGGUCAGACUCACAAUGGGAGCCAAGACUCUGCCUGAUGCCGACUCCUUCAAUACAGUGGUUGAGAUAACAGGCUGGCAACACCCUGAACAGGUUGUGUUACUGAGCGGCCAUUUGGACAGUUGGGAUGUGGGCCAAGGCGCUAUGGAUGACGGAGGUGGAGCCCUGAUUUCCUGGGAGGCCCUGUCUCUCAUCAGGGACUUAGGUUUGCGUCCAAGGAGAACCUUGCGAACAGUGCUGUGGACAGCUGAAGAGCAGGGUGGAGUUGGAGCGCAGCAGUACUAUAAUCUACACAAGGUUAACAUGUCCAACAUAGACCUGGUCAUGGAGUCUGACAUGGGGACAUUUACCCCGUUGGCUCUGCAGUUUAGUGGCAGCGAUGCAGCUCGAAAGGUGAUGGAAGAAGUGGUCAAACUGUUGGCUCCCAUUAAUACAACCAAACUGGAGACACACGGAGAAGGGACAGAUAUCUCACCGUGGAUGCAGGCAGGCAUACCAGGUGCUAGCCUCCACGUGGCAGACAGUCGGUACUUUUGGUUCCACCACAGUGAAGGUGAUACCAUGACUGUUCAGGACCCUCACGACAUGGACCUGUGCUCAGCAUUGUGGGCCGUGGUUGCUUAUGUCGUGGCAGACCUUCAGGACAUGCUGCCUAGGUAGCAAUGUGAAUGGGAUGACAGGAUGUUCACUGUAAACCACAGCUGGAUCAGUUAAUUCCUAAACACAUGGUCAAAUACAAAUUUCUUUUUUUUUUUAAACUUGCGAUGGAACAGAUUGAGUUAAGAAAUUUUUGUUAAUAAAUUCAAUGUGAAUUGUCCUUGGAUAAACAAGUGAGUAGGAGAGAGGAUUAAAAAAAAAACACUAUUGACCACUAGCAGUUGCAUAUCAUCAUCACAAAUGUUUUAGCUAAAUAACAGUAAACUGACACAUGAACAGAUGUUACAGUCAAAUUGAAGCGUUAGUAAUCAGUUUGUUUUUAAAUGAACACCCAAUAGAUUUACAUGCGGUUGUAGCUCAGGGCAGUGUCAUGAUCAUCUUAAAGUUUGAAGUAACAUAAUAAAGGCUUUUAUGAUCAUGAUACAUAAUGACUUAAGAUUUUUUAGAAGAGAAGAACCUAUUAUAUGUGUAGAAUGACUGAUUGAAUGAUUUUUUUUUUCCCAAGUAAAAAGCUGAUUUUCAAAUUACUGAUAAGACCAAGAAAAUUAGUGGACAUUCUCAGGUGAUGUUGUUGUCUUAAUGCCUUAAUAUAAUGUGCUGCAAAAAGGAUGAAAGGUCUGGGAAAGAGUAAAAAAUUAAACAAAGAAUUAUAAAGUCUGGAAAAACCACAUUCAAAUGUCUAAUGUUUCUGCAAGUUUCCAGUGAUGUCAAAAAUAACCUGAUCUUUAAAAGUAUAUGUUUUAUGGUUUUGACCUUUUUAGAUUAUUGUGGUGGAAGUUUGAUGUAUUAUAAGUCCUGCCUGAAUUAACCAUGACCUCAUUUACAGCAUGUUCUGUAAGAUUGUAUUGACAAAAAAAUCUUUGCAGUGUUGCAAUAUAAUCAAUAAAGUAUUAAUCAUUGUUUCCACCAUUA